CUCUAUAUAUGUGGGCACCUGAUAUCUAUGAGGGUUCACCCACCCCGGUGACAGCAUUCCUUUCUAUUGCACCUAAAAUCUCUAUUUCUGCAAAUAUGUCACGUGUUUCUAUUGUUGCUUCCUAUGGGGGUACAUUACAACAAAUCUUCUUUUUCUGCAACAUUGCUUCUAUGAUCUUAGGAGCACUGGCCGCCAUGGCCCAAACAAAAUUCAAAAGACCUCUAGCUCAUAGUUCGAUUGGACAUGUAGGUUAUAUUCGUACUGGUUUCUCAUGUGGAACCAUAGAAGGAAUUCAGUCACUACUAAUUGGUAUAUUUAUUUAUGCAUCAAUGACGAUAGAUGCAUUCACCAUAGUUCCAGCAUUACGGCAAACCAGUGUCAAAUAUAUAGCGGAUUUGGGCGCUCUAGCCAAAACGAAUCCUAUUUCGGCUAUGACCUUCUCCAUUACAAUGUUCUCAUACACAGGAAUACCCCCGUUAGCCGGCUUUUGUAGCAAAUUCUAUUUGUUCUUCUCCGCUUUAGGUUGUGGGGCUUACUUCCUAGCCCCAGUGGGAGUAGUGACUAGCGUUAUAGGUCGUUGGGCGGCCGGAAGGUUGGUAUUUUAUUAUAUACUCUUAGCGAAAAGAAUGUUUUUUGAUAGACCUAGGACAUGGAUUCUAUAUGAUCCAAUGGAUCGUGACAAGUCGUUUCUACUAGCAAUGACUUCCUCUUUCAUUACUUCAUCCUUUCCAUAUCCCUCUCCCUUGUUCGAUCUUACUCAUGAAAUGGCACUCAGUUCAUAUCUGUAA
This is a messenger RNA of Triticum aestivum (bread wheat), 788 nucleotides long. Its product is annotated as NADH-ubiquinone oxidoreductase chain 2-like. The transcript is spliced from 2 exons. The coding region runs from base 9 to 788 and encodes 259 amino acids. Lineage: Eukaryota; Viridiplantae; Streptophyta; Magnoliopsida; Poales; Poaceae. The record is from RefSeq and is a predicted model, not a curated record.